GCCAGACUUUGCUUUGGGAGUCACUCCGGGUCUGCAGUCAGAGCGAGGAGGGACGCGUACCUGGACGCAAGCGCAGCUCGGACAUGCCUUCGCUGGGGUUGGAGAUUCUCGGGGUGAGCCUGGCCCUCUUGGGGUGGAUCUCCGCCAUCAUUUCCUGCGUGUUGCCCAUGUGGAGGGUGUCGGCCUUCAUCGGCGUGAACAUCGUCACGGCCCAGAUCACCUGGGAGGGCAUCUGGAUGCAGUGCGUGGUCCAGAGCACGGGUCAGAUGCAGUGCAAGAUCCACGACUCCAUGCUGGCCCUGAGCGGCGACCUUCAGGCGGCUCGCGCCCUCACCGUCAUCUCCAUUGUGUUGGGAGUCCUGGGACUCCUGGUCACCAUAACGGGGGCCAAGUGCACCAACUGCGUGGACGAGGAGGCCAGCAAAGCUCGCCUGAUGAUCGCCGCCGGGGUGGCCUUCAUCUUGGCGUCUCUCACGCAGCUCAUUCCCGUGUCGUGGUCGGCGCACACCAUCGUCAUGGAGUUCUACAGCCCGCUCAUCCCCGAGGCGCAGAAGAGGGAGAUAGGGGGGGCUCUGUACUUGGGCUGGGCCGCCGCUGGGUUUCUGCUCGUCGGCGGCGCCAUCCUCUGCUCCAGCUGCCCAAAGCCAGCGGAGAAAAGGUACGGCCCCCCGUCCAAGAUGGUGUACUCCCAAACCAGGUCGGUCGCCCCGAGCGGCUACGACAGAAGAGACUACGUCUGAGGGCGGACUCUACUCACAUCCGUCGCCAUGGAAACGCUGAACCAUCAGGGACAAACCUUCAUUAUGGACUUUAUCUUUAAUGAUUUUCUUCUUCUAUCACAUUUGUUGAAAGUGCCGAGUUAUUUCAAGUGUAUUUUGUACUUUGACGGUAGAUUUUCUUUUGGUUUAUUUCUGUUUUACCUAAAUAAAUGCAUAUUUGUUGUAAA
Molecule: messenger RNA, 946 nt
Organism: Oryzias melastigma (Indian medaka)
Lineage: Eukaryota; Metazoa; Chordata; Actinopteri; Beloniformes; Adrianichthyidae
Product: claudin-3
Exons: 1
Coding region: 84-740 (218 amino acids)
Biological process (GO): cell adhesion; bicellular tight junction assembly
Cellular component (GO): plasma membrane; bicellular tight junction
Molecular function (GO): structural molecule activity
Source: RefSeq, a predicted model, not a curated record